Molecule: messenger RNA, 3597 nt
Organism: Cavenderia fasciculata
Lineage: Eukaryota; Evosea; Eumycetozoa; Acytosteliales; Cavenderiaceae
Exons: 2
Coding region: 1-3597 (1198 amino acids)
Source: RefSeq, a predicted model, not a curated record
AUGGAAGUUCAUCAUGAUAUUAGUCAUGAUGAAGAUAGUGGUAGAGGAGGGGUCGAUAUUGACCUAAUCGACGAUACUCACAAUAAUAAUAAUAAUCCUCAUCUCGAUCAUGAUAUCAGUAUCAUAAAUCAUACUAAUAAUAAUAAUAAUAAUAACAGCAGCAAUAAUACUACUACUACUACUACUACUAGUAUUAGUAAUAAACAACAUCAAGAAUUAAGUUUAUCUGAAUUAUAUACUGCAAAUAAUAGUAGUAAUAGUAAUAAUAGUAAUAGUAAUCAAAGUAAUAGUAAUAGUAAUAAUAUCAAUAGUAUUAAUAUAAGUAAUAUAAAUAACGCGUCUUCAUCAUCAUCGAACAUUUCAACUACAUCGAUUAAUAAAUCAUUGAAUCGUAGAAGUUUGCAAUUUGAAGGAUCACAAUUACAACAUCAUCUCUAUACUAGUGCGAGUCUGUUAUCGACGCCACAAGUGAGUGGUACGUUGACACCUCCUACAAAGCUUGCUCGGUCUAUACAGCAAUUGGCACAUUUCCACAGCUCGAAGAAAUCUGGUACUUGGAGUGGUAGCAGUCUUUCGGGAACACCUCUUGGCGCAUCAUUGUUGAAUGGCAAUAUUGGUAGUAGUGGUAAUAGUAGAAACACGUUUAGUGGAUACUCUUCUCUUGCCUCUGACAGUAGACAUCAACCAUUGAUACAAUCACUUUCACAACCUCAUUUAUUACAGUCAAGUAGUAAUAGUAGUAGUCAACAACAACAAUUGAUAAGUAAUGAAUUAAAUGAAAAUAACAAAAAGAUACAUCAAUCUAUAUUUAAACAACAAAAUCAACAAACAGAUAAUAAUAAUAAUCAAGAGGAUCAUUCAACAAAUAACAAUUCAUCAUUUGGACCAACAUCACCACAUUUCACAGUACGCAGAAAUCAUUAUUUGACAAGUAUGACUCAAUUCCCAUCUACUCCCAUUUCAAUACCAUCUCAACAACAAUCUCAACAACAUGGAUCAUAUAAAUAUGAUCAAGAAUAUAAUGAUGAAUAUUCAUUUGACGAUCAAUUGAAAACACCACCAAACGAAGAAAAUGAAUUACACGCAUUCUACAAGAGAAUUGAAAGUGAUCCUCAAGGAUACAUUACAAUCAAUGAAAUGAAGGAAAUCCUAGCGGCCUAUAACGAAGAACAUCAAGAAUACAUCAUUGGUAACCUUCCCUUUAGAGAUGGUAUUUGUUCCAAUGCAGAGUUUUUGGAAAUGCAAAAAGGUUAUACUUCAACCAUGACUGAUGAUUCCUCUUAUGACCUUGAAGAUCAUCCAAUUCGUAUUUUACAAGGAAAUAAUAGAUUAUUUCAAUCUAUGAUACCACCAAGUGGAGAUUUUGAAGGAGUAGGAACUUAUGGUACAGAGAUUAGUACACAAGAGUUUUUACAAUUAGAGGUGAAUAGAUUAGAGAGAGAAUUGAUUGCAUCAAAGGACAAUGAAAAACUAGCAAUCACAUCUAAAAAUGAGGCCGAAGAAAGAUACCAAAAGGUUGUACAGGAAUUGGAUGGUAGUAACAAGGAAUUGGCCAAGGUGAAAAGAGAAGCUCAAGUCAUUCGAGAAAAGGAGAAAAAGAAAUCAAAUCUUACUACGGAACUUGAAAAGAGUAAACAACGAGAGUUGGACACUCAAAAGGAAGUGGAUGAUUUAAAAAAACAUAAACAACGAUCGACUGACCAAAUCACCAAACAAAAGGAAGAACUUGCCAAAAAUGAACAAAAACAAGAGAAUCUAUCUGACGAGAUUGAAACCAAAGACCAAGAGAUUAAAGGAUUAAGAAAACGUAUUGCCACGUUGGAGAAAAAUGCCAAAGAGUUUGAAACUCUAUUACAAGAUUUAAAGAAUCAAGAAGAAGAUCAACAUCAAAAAGAACUUCAACAACAACGGUUAUUGGUUGAAAAAGAACAACAAAAUAUUAUAGUUCAAAAUACCUAUUUAAAUUCUUCAAUUCUUGGUCAAUCACAAUUGGAUGAUCAAAAGAAAUUAAAUCAUUUGGAAAAUAAUAAUAGUGAAGAUUUAAUUGCAACUAUUGAUAAUUUAAAAAUGCAAAUUCAAGUACUUACAACUACUGAUCAUCAAACACAACUUGACAAUUUAAAUCAACAAAUUGAAAAUUUAAAUCAACAAUUAUCAAAACAACAAGAAAAAAUAGAAGAAAAGAUACAAGAAAUUACAAAAAUUACAAAAGAAAAGGAAAUGGAAUUGAACAAUUUACAAAAUCAAUUGGACACUAUUAAAAAUGAACAAAAAUUAAAAGAAUUGGAGAUUAAUAAUUUACAAUCAAAUUUGGAAAAGAUUAAAUUGGAAAAUGAUCAAUCAAGUCAACAAUCAAAUAUUCAAAAUAUAAAAUUGAGAGAGGAAUUGGAAAAAGCAAUCAAUGAAAAGAAAAGUUUGGAUGAACAAUUGGAAAAGAAAAAUCAAAAUGAACAAACUAUUCAGUUGCAAUUGGAAAAGAUUAAAUUGGAAAAUGAUCAAUCAAGUGAUCAAUCAAAUAUUGAAAAUAUAAAAUUAAAAGAGGAAUUGGAAAAAGCAAUUAAUGAAAAGAAAAGUUUGGAUGAACAAUUGGAAAAGAAAAAUCAAAAUGAACAAACUAUUCAGUUGGAAAAUACAAAAUUGAAAAAUGAAUUGGCUAAAGCAGUUAAUGAAAUUGAUCAAUUGUCAAGUCUACAAAUUGGAUCGAUUGAAAAUUUGAAAAAUGGUUAUGAUCAACAAUUAAAAACAAAGACUAGAGAAUAUGAACGGUUAUCGGCUGAACAAAAGACAAAAUAUGAUCAAUUGGAAAAAGAAAAGAAUGAAUUGGCAACCAAACACACGACCUUGACUGAACGAGCCAUGGGAGUUGUCAAGAAAUUAAAAGAAGCUGAUCAAGUAAACCAAGAAAUGAAAGCGACUAUUGAAAGUGCUACCAAAGAACACCAACUCGCAUUAAAUCAACACGCCGAUGAAAUUCAAAAUUACAAUAAUCAAAUAGAAACGCUCACCAAACGAUACACGGAACAAAAACAAUUGGCAAACUUGCAAUACAAUGAAAUUGUAAAACAAAUGGUAUCAACUAUUCAAGGAUUAAUUAAUUAUUUAAAAACAAAACAAGAUCAAAAUCAUUUUGAACAACAAGACGAACAACAUCAACAACAAAAACGCGUUUUGGAAGAAGAAAGAUUACAAACAUUAGAGAUUAAUGGAUUAUUAAGAGGUGUAGAAUCAAAACCACAACUUGAACCACAUUUGGAAUCAUUUAAUGAAACAAUAUCGGUACUACAAUUAGAGAUUGAUGAAUGGAUCACUAAACAAAUGACGGAAUUUAAACACUUGACCAAUGAUCUAAAUAAUCGUAAACAAUUAAAUCAAAAACAACAACAAACAAUUAAACAACAACAAAAUGAGUUGGCUAUUAAAUCAACCUCCUCCUCUUCACAUCAGGUCAAACUAGUCCCAUUGAAUGGAUCAAGUAAAUCAUACCUAUUUAUUAAAAAUUUCUUCUCACUUGUUGGUUUGGUUUUGGUAAUGUUUGUUUUAUUAUCAAUUCUAUUAACCAAAGUAAAUCCAAUAAGAUUUAUUCAAAGACCAAAUUAA